CCCGUGCGCAGCGUGAGCCUGUGUGACCGCCCUACUAGAGAACUACACUUCCCAGCAAGCCGCGGGCUGCCGCGCAUGCGCACCGCGCGCUUUCAGCAUGGCCACGGUGCUGUCCCGGGCGCUGAAGCUGCCAGGAAAAAAGAGCCCGGACCUAGGGGAGUAUGACCCCCUCACUCAGGCUGACAGCGAUGAGAGUGAAGAUGACCUUGUGCUCAACUUGCAGAAGAAUGGGGGAGUCAAGAACGGGAAGAGCACCCUGGAGGAGGUGCAGGACCCAGACUCAGAAGUGGAGGUCGAGGUGACAAAGCAGCGGCUGUCAGAGAGUGCCGCAGAUGGGUACCCUGCAGAGGCCACUGGCAGCCUGGAGCAGAAGGCAGCCUCCUCCCUGAUGCCUUACCUGCGCACAGCAGUCUUUUUGCUUACCAUGGUUAUCUCCAUGAUUCUGGUGCUGGUGUGCGCCUUUCUCAUUCCCUGUCCUCCUAGAGACUUGCAUAACACCUGGAACCGCAACCUAGGCCAGGAAGCAGGUGGAGUGCUGUUCCCACUGGAGCUCUCCGAUGUGAAUGGUGAUGGACUCCCGGACAUCCUACUCUCCUUCACAGCCCUGAUGAAUGCUAGCGUAUUGGGUGUUUCUAGGCCAUCGGUAACUGUGAUGGCCCUUUCGGGUAUGAACGGUAGCACCCUGUGGUCCAGCCAUAUUCCAGAAGAGACGCGGAGUGUGCAGUGUAAAGGACUGACUCUCACAGCCCCAGCUGAGCCUGUCUGCCUUGUGACUGGAACAUCCAAAUUCCUCAGCCUUCUCCAGGCCUCCUCAGGGAAAACCAUCUGGACACUGAACCCAGCCCACCUGCCAAGUGGGACCCUGGCUGCACCAGCCGUCAUGCUGCCAGAUUUGGAUGGGGAUAAGGUUGGAGAUCUGGUGGUUCUGGCCAUCGGAGAGACCCAGCCAGACCUGUGCUUUAUCCUGGUAUCGGGUAAGACGGGAAACCCUCUGGGUGGGCCCGUGAAGUACAGCAUCAAUGGAGAAGGAAAACUGAUCGGCCCCCAAGCCCAUGUUACCAGCCAAGGAGCCAUCUAUAUCCUGUUUGGCUUUGGUAAUGUCCAAGCAGUCGCCCUGAGGGAUCUCUUUGCCCAAGCCAGAAACCGUGACAGCUUCCCUCCUGUGCUGCAGCGGGAGGAGCCAGAGUGGGAGAAGCGCAGAUCUGUCAACUUAUCGGAGCUCAUUGACAUUUACAGCGGGGGCGUUGAGUUCCUGCAGAUGGUGACGACUUCAGAUACUAACUGCAGCGACCUCCUCAUCACCACAAAACACAACCUGACUUUGCUGCGAGGAGAGGACCUGGAGCCCCGCUGGAACCUGGAGCUGCAGGACAUUCACAGCCAGCCUGCCCCUGGCUACUUCAAUGCUGACCAAACCCUGGACUUCAUGGUGCAGGCUCAGCGCAAUGACAAUAUGAAAAAGAUGCUGGUGGUGGAUGGUAAAUCAGGCCUCCCUGUUUGGAGCUAUGAUCUCCCGUGUCACAUGCAGGAAUCUGAUGCACUGUCAGUGAUGACUUUGGAGAAGAAAUCUGUUUUUCUCUUCUGGGCUGACGAAAUGCAGCCUGCACUACAAAACUUGGAGCCUGGCCCAAGAAACAAGCGUCCAGGGCUACACCACCUCUACCUCCUGCACCCUACCUUUUCUACCCUCCUUUUGGACCUCACCAAUGUAACAGACACAGUGACUGCUUCAGCCAUUGGAAUUAACGAUCUCCAAAAAGAUGCGUUUUACAUCACCAUGACAACGAGCCCGACCUCCGAAAACCAGCCGGGCCUGUUGUUGGUCAGCAAGCUGGGCCUGCGGUGGGCCAUGCUCACUCAGAGCCGAAUGGUGCCACUGAGGGAGCACACCCCAAAAAUCAGCCGUGGGGAAGUGAGGAGAUUCCUCUCCAGACUGAAGUUUAUUGAUUUUCCUCACAAGUUCUAGCAUGUUGCCCCGUCAGGUUUCAAUAGCCAGGUGGACGUGUGGUCUGGGUGGGGCACGGGGAGCUGCUCGGCGAUUCCUCAGGACAUCCGCUGUGCCCAGGGAGUGGGGACUGAGCACUCUGUCCCCCGCUUGCUGUGGAAUGGCAGGGCCGGAUUUGCCAUUGUCAUACGCCACCACUGGGAGCAACUGUUUGUGACCCUUUCCCCCACACACACCCUGCCUGCAUGCAUCCUUCCGGGUAACAUGGCAAUGAGAAGGCAGAGAGGUAGAGCUGUGAAUAGAAAUGUGUAUAUUUUUGUAUGUUUAAUUUAUGAACUGGUUCCAGGAAGCUCCCAUUUGUGUCCAACCAGCAUUUCCUGCCAUUCUGCACUAAUCUCUGUAUUUUUGUAGUGGAGCCUCUGCCUGGCUCAUGUAUGUCAGGACUCCGCCAGUUGUCCUACCUCUUUAUUUUACAGUCACCAGAGCACUCCCCUUUUCCAUGUCCAGUUCCCAGUCUCCUGAACUGUCCAGCCCUCUGUGACCUUGGCAGGUUGGGAUUGUGCGCUGCAGAGGAGAAAGGUUCCACACCCCCAUUCCAAUUGCCCCUCCCAACCGGGUUGAAGUGGUUGGUGGAGAGGGUCGCCCUUUCCCCUUGCUUUGUUUGCAGGCCCAGAGCUCCAUAGAAACAUGCCCAGUAUUCACAAGAACAUCACAUCAUUUGUAUCCCAAAGCAAAUUUGUUACCUGAAGCGGGCCAGAUCCUCUGGUACAGACGAGUGCAGCCACUUUGUGCGGUGCCUCAGGCAGAUUCUAGCCUGGAGAUGUGGCCCCAGGAAUAUCUCACCAAUGUGAAGUGGUUCCUCAGAUGGUGUAGACCCUUUUCUGCACCCCCCCCCCCCCGCUUCGUGCAUAGGAGGAGGGGCUGGAGGCAAGAGGUGGAGCCAGGAGACCCUUUCCUGAACUGAUCCCCAGCUGCAGGUUUGGUCCUUUGUGACCAUCGCCAGGUGGCAUAAGCUAGAAUAGCCAGAAGGCUGCUCUGACUUAAUACUGGGGGCCUGUGCUACUCACAGCUGCCCCAGAAUCAAGAGAGGGUUAAGGUAGGCUUUAUAUUAUCACUCUCCCCCCGACCUCCUAUGCAAAAGCCAAAAGCCGGAUCUGUCCCCAGUAUGUUUUAAUUCUUUGAAAUGUAACCUCUGUGUCUCAGGGCGUGCAAUGGCCUGUGUCUGUAAAGCCUCCUGUGACAUCGUGACAACACCUUCUUGGUGACGUCUGGCCCCUA
Mauremys mutica (yellowpond turtle) is the source of this 3223-nucleotide messenger RNA. RefSeq names its product family with sequence similarity 234 member B (gene FAM234B). The coding region runs from base 98 to 1966 and encodes 622 amino acids. Lineage: Eukaryota; Metazoa; Chordata; Testudines; Geoemydidae. The record is from RefSeq and is a predicted model, not a curated record. Gene Ontology annotation, molecular function: protein binding. The transcript is spliced from 13 exons.